GCUCCGUUUUUCGUGUAGUAUAAUUGUGAGGAUGCACAGUUGGCAACCUUCUUCUUUAUACAUGAUCAUGUGACAGUGUUGUUGUCUGCUACUAGUGAUGAAUUACGCUUACUUACCUGCAGAAAUUCUUGUCAAUAUAUUUGAAUAUCUUCACCUAUCAGAUCGAAUUUGUGCAAGCCAAGUUUGUAAACAAUGGUAUUUUGCAACUUUAGAUCAACGUCUGUGGCAGAAAGUUGCUAUAGUUCUUCAUGACAAUGCAACAUCAAGUAUGAAAAUUUUAAAAAAUAGUCAUUGUGUUUUUAAUCAUCUUGUAUUGAAAGAAAUUGAUCUAACUUCCAAUUCACUUGAAUUUUGGGAAAGUAUUGGACCAACAAUUCAACACUUAGAUUUUCAUAGUUGUGAUAUAUCUGAAAGAUUGUUUGUUGAUAUUUUAUCUGAAUGUAUGUCAUUACAAUAUUUAGGAAUCAAUGGUUGUAAUGGUCUUUUUAUAUCAGGAAUUCUAUUAGAAAGACUUAGUGAUCUCUCACUGUUAGAGACAAAAUUACAAAAUAUUACUGAAUUAAAUUUAGGAUGUAAUAGAUAUUUGUGUGAUGCCACUUUUAACAGAAUAAUGAAAUUAGUUCCAAGAUUAAAAAAAUUAUCUGUUGCUGGUUGUCAAAUAUCCUUUCAUCCAGGUAUUUAUAAAAGAUUUUAUCCAAAAGAAGAAGAUAAAGUCCCUUCUGGGUCAGUACUUACUUUCCAAAACAUUUUAACAUUCAUUAAAACAAUGAAUAAAACUUUAAAUAGUUUGAAUUUUGGAAGGACUUUGAUUGAUAGUCGAGCAUUAACAAUUUUAGUAAAAGAAUGUGGGUUAAGUUUGAAAGAAUUAUAUUUAGUUUCUUGUGAACAGCUUUCUAAAUUUGGUAUUAAGGCAUUAUGUGAAUAUCAGUCUCAAUUAAAAGUUCUUGAUCUUAGCAUGACUUACCAAAUAGCUGAUGAAUCUGUUUCGGCAAUAUGUGAAAAACUUUUGGAACUUCAAGAUCUUAGUUUGCGUCGGUGUCAUAAUUUGACAGAUAGAAGUGUAAGUGCAAUUUCAAGAUUAAAUAAAUUAAAGAGACUUGAUCUUUCAUCAUGUGAAAAAAUUACACCAUUUGGCUUUAAGGAAGCUCUGUGUACAGAAUCAUUCUUGUAUUUAGAACAUCUUAAUCUCAGUUAUUGUAAUAUUACUGAUGACAUUACUCUCAUAUUUGUGAAACACAUGCCUAAUCUUUUGCAUCUAGAUCUUACAUCAUGUUUUAACAUUACAGAUUUAACUGUAAAUGCUAUUGCAAAAUAUUUAUUAAAAUUGCGAACAUUGAGAUUAGCAUGGUGUAGAGAUAUAACAGAUAAUAGUCUUGCUAAUAUAAAAGUUACAAAUGAAACUGGUGAAUAUGAUAAAAAUAUAAAUUGUACAUCAUCUAAUAAUUUAUCCACAAUAGAUAAAUUAAAUCAGUAUUCUCUUAUUGAAACUGAACAUUCUUCUUUGACAAGUGUUAAAGGAUUGAGAGAGUUAGAUAUAUGUGGAUGUAUAAAAAUUACAGAUCAAACUCUUAAAUUUGGAAUUUUAUUUUUAGAAUUAAAUUAUUUAAAUCUAAGUUUAUGCCAAAAUAUAACUGAUGAAGGACUUAUUUCUAUUGGAAAGAACAAUCCAAGCUUAGAAACCUUCAUUUUAAGUCAGUGUUCUAAGAUAACUGAUUUUGGUAUCUCCAAUUCAAUAAAAUAUUUACCAAGAAUAAAAUAUCUGGACAUUCAGGGAUGUAAACUCAUUACUGAUGAAACAUUAAGGAAUAUAAAUAAAUAUGCUUUGAAUAUUAGAUAUUUAGAUAUAUCUCAUUGUGAUAAGAUGUCGUUAGAAGAGGUUGAAAUCCUAGAAAAAGAUGUGAAGACUCUUCACACUGUUCAUAAACUUAAUAUAAUUUAUAAGCAAAAUGAAGAUAAGUGUGAUUACUUAAAUUUUUAAUAAGUAUGAUUCAUUGAAACUGUAUUGCGCUUAUUGCUUGAUUUAAAAGUUAAAACUAUAAUUUGAGCUAAUCUCACUAAUUUAAAAAAUUAAUAAUGAUACAAUAUUAUUUGUGAUAUGUAAUUAAAAAAGUAGAAGUACAAAUUUUCAAUGGAAAUAU
This is a messenger RNA of Centruroides sculpturatus (bark scorpion), 2138 nucleotides long. Its product is annotated as F-box/LRR-repeat protein 14-like. Gene Ontology annotation, biological process: SCF-dependent proteasomal ubiquitin-dependent protein catabolic process. The transcript has 3 exons. Gene Ontology annotation, molecular function: protein binding. NCBI's taxonomy places the organism in Eukaryota, Metazoa, Arthropoda, Arachnida, Scorpiones, Buthidae. Bases 98 to 1978 code for a protein of 626 amino acids. Gene Ontology annotation, cellular component: SCF ubiquitin ligase complex. The record is from RefSeq and is a predicted model, not a curated record.